This is a messenger RNA of Manduca sexta (tobacco hornworm), 426 nucleotides long. Its product is annotated as chorion class A protein PC292-like. The transcript is spliced from 2 exons. NCBI's taxonomy places the organism in Eukaryota, Metazoa, Arthropoda, Insecta, Lepidoptera, Sphingidae. Gene Ontology annotation, molecular function: structural constituent of egg chorion. Gene Ontology annotation, biological process: chorion-containing eggshell formation; multicellular organism development. Gene Ontology annotation, cellular component: egg chorion. The coding region runs from base 1 to 426 and encodes 141 amino acids. The record is from RefSeq and is a predicted model, not a curated record.
AUGUUCUUUCUUAAUGCGUACAGCGCAUGCCUUGGCACUGGCUACUAUGGCGCCGGUCUCGGCUACGGCUACGGCGGUCUCGGUUGUGGAGGAUGCGGUGUAGGCGGCAUUGGUUACGCCGGUUUGGGUUAUGAUGGCUUCGGUUACGGCGGACUUGGCUACGGCGGCCUUGGUUAUGGCGGUUGGGGCUAUGGUGUCGGUUACGACGGUAUUGGUGCUGGUUACGGUGGUGCCGGUGUUGGUAACGUAGCUGUGGCCGGUGAGCUGCCCGUGGCUGGUACUACCGCCGUCGCUGGUCAGGUGCCCAUCAUCGGCGCUGUCGGUUUCGCCGGUGCUCUCGCCGCUGGUUCUGUCUCCAUUGCCGGUCGUUGCGGCUGUGGUUGCGAGAGGACCCUAUCUCUACUGAAGAUAAUAGUCGACAAAUGA